This is a messenger RNA of Mycotypha africana, 2778 nucleotides long. RefSeq names its product SPX domain-containing protein. The record is from RefSeq and is a predicted model, not a curated record. Gene Ontology annotation, molecular function: phosphate transmembrane transporter activity. NCBI's taxonomy places the organism in Eukaryota, Fungi, Mucoromycota, Mucoromycetes, Mucorales, Mycotyphaceae. The transcript is spliced from 5 exons. Gene Ontology annotation, biological process: phosphate ion transport; monoatomic anion transmembrane transport; polyphosphate metabolic process. Gene Ontology annotation, cellular component: membrane. Bases 1 to 2778 code for a protein of 925 amino acids.
AUGAAAUUCGCCCAUUCACUUGUGCUAAAUGCUGUACCAGAAUGGCUUGAUCAAUAUGUCGACUAUGAUCGCUUAAAAAAGAUACUUUAUCAGGCUGAGAGGCAGAAGAUGGACCAGCGAAAUCUCAAUGCCAAGAGCCAAAUGGACAAAGUUGAAUCUGGUCUGAAAAGUGAGAAAGAAGCUAUCAAUAUACAAGCAUCCUCUUCCGAAAAGCAGCCUUUCAAUAUUACUGUUAAUGCUGAAAACGAAGAGUUUAUAAAAGAAUUAGAUACACAAUUGGACAAAGUAUCCAGCUUUUUUUUGAUGAAAGAAGAAGAAUUUUUGAGCGAUGCUGAGGAUUUAUUUGAAGAAUUUCAAACGUUCAAUAUUCCUUUACCGGAUGAAAGUAAACAGCCUGUAAUCGAAACCAUUCCCACAAAAAGUGCAUUGGAAAAGCUAGACUCUGGGUUUUCAGGACGUUUCCGUUCUAGAAGAGUUUCUAGAGAUUCUUAUACUACUAUGUCCACCUCUAUCGCUGAAUCGGACAAUGAAGAUGAGGGUCAGAAUCUUACAGCAAGAGAAAGGCAGUCAUCCGCCGCUAAUACUUCAACUGUCAGACAAAGCGGUUCAGAAACGUUACGUAAUCAAAACCAACCAAAUUAUAUACAAUUAGACGAUGAUGAUAGCGCGUCCAAAAAAUCUGUACCUACUGGUACGUCAGUGUCACCGACAACACACCCUCCCGCACGGUCGAAUACAGUGAGCGUCAGUAAUUUGCGCUCGCGUCGUGGCUCUGCUAUAGAAAGAACGCUAAGUCAGCACGAAAAUAUGCCGGCUUAUGCAGAAGAAUUACCACCCAAACCUCCCACCCGUAUUAUGCAAACGGUUGGGCUAAGAUUUGGGCGUAGACGAGGCUCUCAUGUCUCCAUGGGGCAACCUGACACUGUCAGCGAAUUUAAUCAAUAUUACAACUUUCGCGUACGAUGCGCAGCAACCUAUAUUUCUCUAACAGAACUUAAGCAGUAUGCUAGCACAAACCGAACAGCUUUUGAGAAAAUUUUGAAGAAAUGGGACAAAGUAAUGGAAUCCAAUCUUCGUGAAGCUUAUUUUCAGAAAGUGGUUAAAACGACAGACGCAUUUACUCCCGAAAACAAAGUACGCUUAGAAAAUGCUUUGGAACAAGUCCUUGGAAUGUAUGCCGCUGUCUUCACCAUGGGUAAAAAACAUAACGCUGAAAUUGAAUUGAAAAUGCAUAUGCGUGAUCAUAUCCAAUUUGAGCGAACAUCGGUUUGGAAAGAUAUGGUGGGAAAGGAACGUCAAACGCUUGAUGCGCAUGCAGCCAUUGUCCAAAAAGGUUUUCAUAUACCUUAUAUAAAUUGUUUUGUUAGUCGAAAAACGAUCCAGAAUAUUAUUGGCUUUCUCAUCAGUAUUAUAUUAUAUAUUGUCUUGAUGUGCGUCGAUACUAUGGGUCAGUACGAAGCGAGUAAAUGUCUGGCUCUUCUGAUUUUUGCUGCCCUCAUGUGGGCUUUUGAAUGUAUUCCCUUGUUUGCUACAGCUUUUCUUAUUCCCCUCAUGAUCGUUCCAAUGCAUAUUAUAAAGGAUAGCAAUGGAAAUGUUUUACCUGCACCUACUGCUGCAGGGUUGGUGUUCAAUCAAAUGUUCAAUGAUACUAUUAUGGUUCUUCUCGGUGGCUUUGCUAUCGCUGCUGCUCUCAGUAAACACGGUGUUGCCAAGGCAUUCGCUUCCACGAUUUUAAGUAAAGCUGGCUCUAGACCGCGCUGGGUCAUCUUGACAAAUAUGUGUCUCGCCACUUUUCUGAGUAUGUGGAUCAGUAAUGUUGCAACUCCCGUGCUAUGUUUCUCUUUGGUUGAUCCUAUUUUGAGAACACUGAAGCCAAACUCAAAGGUUGCGCCUUGCUUGCUCAUGGGUAUUGCCCUUGCUAGUUGUAUCGGCGGUCUUUCCUCACCCAUUUCUUCUCCUCAAAAUAUUGUCACUAUCAACUUGAUGAACCCUAACCCAGGAUGGGGCAUUUGGUUUGGUGGUGCUUUACCAUGUGCUGUCGUCUGUAUUCUGACCACCUGGCUGCUGCUUCUUCUUUAUUUCCGUCCUGACCGCGAUACACCUCAUCUCAAUGUCAUCAAAUCCCAAGGCUUUUCCAGACCUACUUAUGCUCAAGUUUGGGUCUGUAUCGUGUGUGCUGCUACUAUUGCUUUAUGGUGUGCUGAAUCUUCCAUUUCUGGUUUCUUUGGUAACAAUGGUGUUAUUGCUGCCAUUCCUUUUGUAUUGCUAUUUGGUACCAACAUGUUGAAUAAAACCGACUUGAACAACUUUUUAUGGUCCGUGGUUACUCUAGCGCAAGGUGGUAUGGCUCUUGGUUAUGCCGUUAGAACAUCUGGUCUUUUGAAUGUGAUCGGUCAUAAUAUUGCUUCCAACGUGAAUCAUCUCUCCGCUUUAUCUGUCAUAUUUAUUUUUGGCAUGCUUGUUCUGGUUUUCGCCACAUUCGUCAGUCAUACGGUGGCGGCUUUGGUUAUUUUACCUAUUGUUCAGCAAGUGGGUCAAAACUUACCUGUUCCACGACCGAACUUAAUGGUUAUGGUUACUGGCCUCGUAUCUUCUGUUGCAAUGGGUUUGCCUGUCUCUGGUUUCCCCAAUAUGAAUGCUAUUAUGCUUGAGGACCCUACUGGUAAACCUUACCUCACAAUCAAAGAUUUCUUACUGUGUGGUGUUCCCUCAUCCAUUGUAGCUGCUGUCCUGACUAUCUGCUUGGGCUAUGGUAUCGUCAGCGGUGUCGGCUAUUAG